Molecule: messenger RNA, 1854 nt
Organism: Acipenser ruthenus (sterlet)
Lineage: Eukaryota; Metazoa; Chordata; Actinopteri; Acipenseriformes; Acipenseridae
Gene: spdya
Product: speedy/RINGO cell cycle regulator family member A
Exons: 7
Coding region: 133-1098 (321 amino acids)
Biological process (GO): positive regulation of cyclin-dependent protein serine/threonine kinase activity
Molecular function (GO): protein kinase binding
Source: RefSeq, a predicted model, not a curated record
GGAAGUGAAGGCCCUGCCCCUCUAAUAGAUCACCAUAAUAGAAGCCAUCUUGUUUGGGGAAGAUUUUUCUGCUCCUGUGAGUCUGCUGUCUUUGUGAGUUGUUGCCUCUGUGAGUUGUGUUUAUUGUGAAAUAUGAUGAGGCACACACACAGCUGCUGUGAGACCCCUCCCUCUGUCACAGUCCACAGGAAGCCGGGGGCCUCCAGGUCCCUCCGGCGCAAGAGGGGCAUGAAGCUGAAGAGGCCGAUCUUACAGGACAGCCUGGGGUCCCUGGGCAAGAACCAGAGCGACAACAAGAACAGGCACAACACCAAGGGGCCCUCUUUAGUAAUUCAGCGCCAGGAGAUGGCAGCUUUCUUCAAGCUAUUUGAUGAUGAUCUAAUACAGGAUUUCCUUUGGAUGGACUGUUGCUGUAAAAUUACAGACAAGUACCUGCUGGCGAUGGUGUUUGUAUAUUUCAAGAGGGCCCGAUUCAGCAUCAGCGAGCACACCAGGAUGAAUUUCUUCAUCGCCCUGUAUUUGGCUAACACAAUGGAAGAGGAUGAGGAGGAGAGUAAAUACGAGAUCUUCCCCUGGGCGCUGGGCAAGACCUGGAGGAAACAGUUCCCAAACUUUCUAAAGCAGCGGGACAAGCUGUGGGCUCGCAUCAACUACCGGGCUGCAGUCAGUCGCCGCUGCUGUGAGGAGGUAAUGGCUAUCGCUACCUGGCACUCUGUGUGGCAGCGGGAGCGUGCAGAGCACCACAGCGGGGCGGUGAGGCACUAUCGGGGCCAGGAGGAGGUGCAGCUUCCUCGGGGUCCGACUGCUUCACCAGCACAGUGCACUUUGUGUGGGAAGGGGGGGCGGUACCUGGAGCUGGGGCUCUCCUCCUCCUCAUCAUCAUCUCCCUCCUGCUCAAACUUCUCCUUAUCCUCCACCCCAAACACAAUGGAGAAGACCUCUGAGGGGACCCUGACCCAAAAUAUGCUGCUGAGCACUCAGCCCUGCAGCUGUAUGCAGAUCGACCCACCUGCAUGCCAACACACCUGCUCCGGUAAAAAAACAAGCAAUUGUUUUGGGUCAAAGGACAGAUCCAUGGACUGGUUUAAUGAAGAGUAAAUCAUUACUUACCUAACUCGACAAUGAAUGAGCAAACCAAACCACAAAUUCAGCAAGGGGGGGAUCACAUAUUUACAAGAAUUAACCAUACAUUUGGGUACAUGUAUAUUUACAUGUAUGAAACACCAGUUUCGAUUGGAACGUAAGGUUUUGUUGGAAAGACUGGGGAGGGAGAACAACACAAUAGAUUUUAGACAGUACAUGUGACCCAACAAAUUAGAGUGGGCAGUACAUAGAUGAGGCAGCGGAAUGGAAUACAGCAAGGGUGGCCAAAGUUGGCCCUUCCACUCCUGGUCUGUUCCGUUCUAAAUUGUUUCACGGAACCAAUUUAACCUAUAUCCAGACCCUGAAGUAGUUAAUUAUCUAAUUUUACCUGUUAAACCUGCAGUGAUCGGCCAGUCCUGGAAUACAGUCUUGAGUCCUCAUAUGUUUUGGAAAAUAGUCAUAGUUAUGGUGCAUGUGGUACUAAGAAACAUGUUUAUUUGUUUCAAAGAUUGUAUUGCAAGAUUGUAUUGAAAUCUGGCUUAUACAUUGCAUUCCUCCAAAAAAAAAAAUUACUUGCUAAGGUUUCAUAAAAUAUUUUACUGCCUCACAUUAGUGGGCUCUACAGAUACCCAGUCAUUACAGAGUUGAGGUUUGUGUGUUUUUGAAAGGUUUGAAAGUGUAUUUCAAUUCUGCACUAGCAGUGAGCUGCAAUGAAUUGAAGCAUGAAAGUAUCCCAUGAUCACAUUAAAAAUAAAAAAAACAUCAACUGCA